Oryza brachyantha (malo sina) is the source of this 2681-nucleotide messenger RNA. RefSeq names its product NAC domain-containing protein 75. NCBI's taxonomy places the organism in Eukaryota, Viridiplantae, Streptophyta, Magnoliopsida, Poales, Poaceae. Bases 1018 to 2295 code for a protein of 425 amino acids. Gene Ontology annotation, biological process: regulation of DNA-templated transcription. Gene Ontology annotation, molecular function: DNA-binding transcription factor activity; transcription cis-regulatory region binding. The transcript is spliced from 11 exons. The record is from RefSeq and is a predicted model, not a curated record. Gene Ontology annotation, cellular component: nucleus.
CUCCCCGAAACUCAGGCGAGGCGCCCCGAUCGAGCAGAUGAGUUGCUUGAUCAAAUGCCGGUUCUGCGCGUUUCGCAUUCCCCCUUUCUGAUUGUUGCUUUCGUUGUCUAGCUAGUGUUUCUGCGUUUGCAAUUGCGUCCGGCGAAUCGCUCUGUGCGUGGUGGAUGGCUUCCAAUUCCACGGCAUUGGGUAAGGAGAGAGUGAUGUAUGGUUUCUGUGCUGGAAAUCAUCCCCGGUGGUGGGUAAUGCAACUGACCACCACCACCACCUGUUUGAGGAAAUUCCAGUUUCAGUUCAUAAAUUGUAGCAGGAGUCUGUCUAGGGUGCUUGGGAGACCUGUGAAUGAUCCGUUCGUUGAUCGCUUGCAAUCUAGAAAUCUACAACACAAGGCACCUGUGGAAAGGUAAAUACUUAAAUAACCGUCAAGGCAUCAAGGGAAGCAUGUGCUGGCGGCUUGUGCUUGAUGAUGUUUAAAAGUCCUCAGCGCAUGGGAGGGGGACCUGUACUGCCUGUGCUUUGAGCAUGACCCGCAGCAGGUGAACGGUCAGUUCGGAGACAGAGAGUGGUUGAAGUUGUGUGUGUGUGAAUGCGACUGCGUCAAUUAAUGGGAUGCAACAGAAGACAGGAAUUGAUCAAGAGAGUUGCAUGUCCGUUCAGGUGAGCAGGAUGUCGUGUCGACAUUUGGAGGAGGGGUUAUCAGGGUCAUAAUGGCGUUGAUUUGGGCAUGAGAGGCACAAUGCAACACACGGCCGGGGGAGGUGGACUGAUCGGAGCAGGCAGGAAGGCAGCAGCUGGACAGAUGAGCCGGGAUUUCCCCCCUGUCCUGGGAGGGAUGUGCAGCUCGUGGAGUAAGGCGUAAGCGAAGGCGACCGCGACGAGCUACAGGAACGAGGAGGUCGCGGCCGGGUGCGGACGAGGGCGAGGCACGCUAUUCCAGUCCAGCUCUAUACCUAGCCGGCAAGAAUAAGGUCUACACAUGCAUGUUCAUGGUAGUUGGCGGACGCAUAUGAAUCAGGCAUGAAUAGGGGGCAUAUCAGCAGCUCGGAGCUCAUCGACGCGAAGCUCGAGGAACGCCGGAUCUCCACGGCCAAACACUGCCCUAGCUGCGGCAACAAGCUCGACUGCAAACCGAAGGAUUGGGUGGGCCUGCCGGCAGGCGUCAAGUUCGAUCCGACGGACCAGGAGCUGAUCGAGCACCUCGAGGCCAAAGUGAGGGAAGAAGGCUCAAGAUCUCACCCUCUCAUCGAUGAGUUCAUACCCACAAUAGAAGGGGAGGACGGCAUAUGCUACACCCACCCUGAGAAACUUCCAGGUGUGACAAGGGACGGCCUGAGCAAGCACUUCUUCCACCGGCCGUCGAAAGCGUACACGACGGGCACGAGGAAGCGGCGGAAGAUCCAGACGGAGUGCGACGUGCAAAAGGGCGAGACGAGAUGGCACAAGACCGGCAAGACCCGGCCGGUGAUGGUGAACGGCCGGCAGAAGGGGUGCAAGAAGAUACUUGUGCUCUACACCAACUUCGGCAAGCACCGCAAGCCGGAGAAGACCAACUGGGUGAUGCACCAGUACCACCUGGGCGACCUCGAGGAGGAGAAGGAGGGGGAGCUGGUCGUCUGCAAGAUCUUCUACCAGACGCAGCCGAGGCAGUGCAGCUGGUCCUCCGACCGGGGCGGCGCCGCCUCCGCCGCCACGACGGCGCAGGCGGAGCAGCGGAGGAGGGACAGCGGGAGCGGCAGCUGCUCGUCGAGAGACCACGAGGUGUCGGCGACGUCCUACCCGGCCGGGUACGCCGUCGCCGCGGCCGUCGAGAUGCAGCAUUUGAAGCAUGCCGCGGACCAUUUCAGCUUCGCGCCCUUCAGAAAGAGCUUUGAGGAGGUUGGUGUAAGUGCUGAUCAGGUACCCUCGAAUCAACUUGGGAGGUCAGAGCAGCAGCAUGCUGGCCAGGAACAACAGCCGCACCGGCCGUUGCUUGCAACAACGACGGCGGUGCCUGCCACGGCUUUCCUGAUCAGCCGGCCGACGAACCCUGCAGUAUCAUCUAUAGUGCCACCGGCAAUGCAGCAUGCAUCUGUCGUUCUUGAUCAUGAUCAGUUCCACGUGCCAGCAAUCCUUCUCCACCAUGACAAAUUUCAGCAGCAGCAAAAGCUCGACCGCAGGUCUGCCGGCUUGGAGGAACUGAUAAUGGGCUGCACGUCUUCGAGCACAAAAGGAGAAGCUUCAAUUCCUCACUCCCAAGAGACAGAAUGGCCUUACCCGUCAUACUGGCCUCCUGACAACCAGGAUCAUCAUGGAUAGUAGCAACAAGGCUGGUAAAUAGUGAAGAUCAAUACACCAAAAAAAACUAACCACAUUCUCUUUCGCUUGUGUGGUCUCUGUCUUCUUGAAUAUACAACAUUGCUUUCUUGGAGAAUGUAUGUGUACUACGGUUGGGAGAAGAAAAAGAUUAAAGAGAUCUGUAUAGAUCUGCUUCAAUGAAAAAAGGGGGAUCAAAUUAACUGUGCAAGGACACUCCAGCAUAGAAGAGACAAAGUUGCUUAAAGAAAAGAGAGGUCACAGAAAAAGAUUGGGGGCAAAGGUAUUGUUGUGCUUACAUCAGAAUGAAGGCUAGACAUGCAUGGCUAGAUGCAGUCAAUAUUAAUGCACCUUAAUCAAAGCAUAAUUAUAAUCACAUUUUGGUUUUA